AUCCAAUCCCCAGGCACGCUGGAAAAUCCAUUCUCUCCUCUUCCUCCCUCUCCCAGCCCCCCUGACCCACCAACGCUCCAAUGCGGCACUAAAGCAAAAUCUCUCCCACAGAACGCCACCGCCGUGCCGACGUGCCGGCCCCGCCGACGCCCACCCCGUCCGCCUCUCCCCGCGCGUCGCCGCCGCCACCACCGCCGUCUCCGCCCCGCCGCCUCCCUGCCGUCUCCGCCCCGUCCGCAAUCUCGGAGAUUGGAUUUUCAGUGCCACUUAGUUGGGUGUUCUACAAUGGAGCUUGACAGUCUAAGAGAGGCCUUUGACCGAGUUGUUGAAAAACGUGUGUUAUCUUCUACCAAAGUUCAGGAAGCUGUUGAUCAGAUAGUGGAUGAAGUUAAGCAGGUAAUAUCCAAGAUGCAGAUGAUGGAUACAGAUUCCAUGGACAGUUGUGACCAUUCAUCCAUCCUUGCAGAAUUGAAGGCCAAGCUGAACGAAAUGGUGCCAUUGAGCCAACUUGAAGGCUGUCAAAAGGAAUUGAAUGUUGCACUGAGCAAAUAUCUCAAGGUUCUCGAGAAGUCCUUCAAUACAGAUAUAUCAAAGGCAUAUAGAAAUGUGGAUUUUGAGGCCAGCACAGUAAACAACAUAAUAGCGAAUCAUUUCUAUCGCCAGGGCCUCUUUGAUCUUGGAGACUCCUUUGUCCAUGAGUGCGGUGAAUCAGACGAGACUUACCUGAAAUUACCAUUUCAGGAGAUGUAUGGGAUACUUGAAGCAAUGAAAGCAAGAAACCUUGAGCCUGCGCUCACUUGGGCUGCCAAUAACCGUGAUAAGCUGUUGCAGAAUAGCUCAAUGCUUGAGUUGAAGCUCCAUUCUCUUCAGUUUGUUGAGAUACUCACCAGAGGAAGCAGAGAUAAUGCUUUACAAUAUGCAAGGACUCACUUGGUGCCCUUUGCCUCCAUGCACAAGGCAGAGAUCCAGAAGCUAAUGGCUUGCCUGAUCUGGGCUGACCGGCUUGAACAGUCCCCAUAUGCCGAGUUUGUGUCAUCGACGCAUUGGGAUAAGCUAGCCGAGGAGCUAAUCCAUCAGUUCUGCAGCCUCUUAGGUCAGUCUAGUGAUAGCCCACUGAGUGUAGCCGUAUCAGCUGGUUUUCAAGGGCUACCAACCUUGUUGAAGCUCACCACGGUAAUGGCUGCCAAGAAGCAGGAGUGGCAGACCAUGAAACAGCUUCCAGUCCCCAUAGACAUCGGACCAGAGUUCCAGUACCACUCAGUCUUCGUAUGCCCGGUGCUCAGGGAGCAGUCGAGCGACGAGAACCCUCCGAUGCUGAUGCCCUGUGGACACGCCGUAUCAAAGCAGUCGAUCAUGAAGCUAUCAAAGAGCAGCUCCAGACCUUUCAAGUGCCCUUACUGCCCCUCGGAGGCAGUAGCUUCGCAGUGCAAGCAGCUUCAUUUCUAAGUGUUCCAUUUUUCCCAGAUCAAAUUCUGUUUAUACAAGCCCUUUCUUCGUGUUUCUGUUUCACCUAUCCAGUAACUUUGCCUGUAUUAUAAUCUUGUAUCCUUAUUUAAACCUGGAUGUUCAUCUGUACAGUAGCAAAUUCCACUGUGUUAAAAAUUAUCUCUUGGUACAAAAUACAAAAAUAAGUUUCACUA
This is a messenger RNA of Aegilops tauschii subsp. strangulata, 1640 nucleotides long. Its product is annotated as protein RMD5 homolog. NCBI's taxonomy places the organism in Eukaryota, Viridiplantae, Streptophyta, Magnoliopsida, Poales, Poaceae. Gene Ontology annotation, cellular component: GID complex; nucleus; cytoplasm. The record is from RefSeq and is a predicted model, not a curated record. Gene Ontology annotation, molecular function: protein binding; ubiquitin protein ligase activity. Gene Ontology annotation, biological process: proteasome-mediated ubiquitin-dependent protein catabolic process.